UGUUCCUAGGGAUUUCAAGAUUUUACCUUUUGUCCUUCACAUUCCUAGGCACUUUUGCAAAAAGCAAAAAUACCAAAAAAAUUCUACUAAUAAUCGUAAUAUAAUAAAUAAACCUUGAAAAAAUCAAACCAAACCAAUCCAAAAAAUACACACAUCCCCUGUUUUUUCUUCUCUCUUUUCCCCUUUUUCUCCUUCAAAUCUUCCCACCUUCUUCAAUCAAUCAACUCUUCACUCACACAGUGAAAAAAAAGGUCAUCGAAAUUUCCAAAGAAGACGAUGCUCCAACCUUGAAAAUUCUACAACAAAGAAGGGGUGAAGAUAGGAAUCGUUUGUGGAUGGAUCCGAAGAGCCUAGAGCAGCCGCAAAGCAGCGCCGGCGCCGAAACGAAAGCGGCGGCAGAGAUGAAGGAUUUCCAGAUUGUGGCGGCGGCGGAGAGAGACGACUCGAAGAAGCUCGCCCUCGCUCCAAAGCGGAGCUCGAACAAGGACCGCCACACCAAAGUCGAGGGCCGCGGCCGCCGGAUUCGGAUGCCGGCUCUCUGCGCCGCCAGAAUAUUCCAAUUGACUCGGGAAUUAAGGCACAAAUCGGACGGCGAGACCAUCCAGUGGCUGCUGCAGCAGGCCGAGCCGUCGAUCAUCGCCGCCACGGGGAGCGGCACCAUCCCCGCCUCCGCCCUGGCCGCCGCGGGCGGCGCGAUUUCGCAGCAGGCCAGCUCGAUUUCGUCGGGCCUCCACCACAAAAUCGAUGAAUUAGGGGCUAAUCGGAGCUCGUGGCCUAUGAUUGGGGGAAAUUUGGGGAGGACUUACGUGAGCACUGCGGCGGGGCUGUGGCCUCCCACGGGAUUCGGAUUUCAAACGUCAUCUUCUUCGUCGACUUCGUCUGGUCCGUCAAUGGCGGCGGCGGCGGAGAAUUCUACUUAUCUUCAGAAAAUGGGCUUCCCUGGAUUUGAGCUGCCCGGAGGGAAUUUGGGGGCAAUGAGUUUCACCUCAAUUUUGAGCGGAGGAGGCGGGCAGCAGCUGCCCGGAUUGGAGCUUGGAUUAUCACAAGAUGGAAACAUAGGAGUGAUGAAUCCUCAGGCAUUCAGCCAGUUUUAUCAGCAGAUGGCGGCUCCGGCGGCGCGUGUCGCCCACCACCAUCAAAAUCAUCAGCAGCAACACCACCACCAGCAGAAUUUGUCGCCUAAGGAUGAUGAUUCUCAAGAAUCAGGACAGUAGAUUUGUCUGAAAAAAGUUAACAUUAAUACUAAAAAUGGUUGAUUUGUUUUUUGGGAAUGUAUUGUGUGGUGAUUGGUUUUUCUUCUCUUUUUAAAAAAUUUUAUUUGUAUUUUUUUUUUCUGUUUUUUGUUGCAUUAGUGUAUAUAUCUCAAGAAUGAUAGAUAUGUUCAUCCCAUUCUUCAGAUAGAUAGAUUGCAAUACAGCCUAUUUAUUCUUCUUGAUCAUAUAUUGUGUAAAUUAGAUGUUGUUUUUUUGGUGUAGAAUGUGAAGGCAUCAAUUAGUUUGAGGUUA
Messenger RNA from Salvia splendens (bonfire salvia), 1505 nucleotides. Its product is annotated as transcription factor TCP20. Gene Ontology annotation, cellular component: nucleus. The coding region runs from base 336 to 1214 and encodes 292 amino acids. Gene Ontology annotation, molecular function: DNA-binding transcription factor activity; sequence-specific DNA binding. The transcript has a single exon. The record is from RefSeq and is a predicted model, not a curated record. Lineage: Eukaryota; Viridiplantae; Streptophyta; Magnoliopsida; Lamiales; Lamiaceae.